Messenger RNA from Panthera uncia (snow leopard), 954 nucleotides. RefSeq names its product olfactory receptor 5A2-like. NCBI's taxonomy places the organism in Eukaryota, Metazoa, Chordata, Mammalia, Carnivora, Felidae. The record is from RefSeq and is a predicted model, not a curated record. Gene Ontology annotation, cellular component: membrane. The transcript has a single exon. Gene Ontology annotation, biological process: G protein-coupled receptor signaling pathway. Bases 1 to 954 code for a protein of 317 amino acids. Gene Ontology annotation, molecular function: G protein-coupled receptor activity; olfactory receptor activity.
AUGGAUGGAACAAACCAAACAGCAGUGACAGAGUUCAUUUUUCUUGGGUUUUCUAGUGUUCUCUAUCUGCGGCUCACCUUGUUUGUGAUAUUUCUCACUGUGUAUCUGCUCUCCCUCAUGGGAAACACUCUUAUUAUUUUCAUUGUUCUCAUGGAUGUCGCACUCCAAACACCCAUGUACAUUUUUUUAGGAAAUCUGUCAUUCCUGGAGAUCUGGUACACCACAGCCACGGUGCCUAAGUUGCUGGCCACCUGCCUCGCACAGGUUGUUACCAUCUCUGUUUUUGGUUGUAUAACCCAGUACUACUUCUUUUUCUCCAUGGGAGCUACAGAGUGCAUCCUGCUCGCAGUGAUGGCCUAUGACCGGUACCUGGCCAUCUGCAGCCCUUUAAGGUAUUCACUUCUCAUGAGUCUUCGGGUGUGCCUGCAGUUUUCAGCUGGAUCAUGGAUUGGGGGCUUCAUUGCCCCUCUGCUACCUACUAUACUCAUCUCCCAUCUAAGCUUCUGUGGCCCCCAGAAGAUCAACCAUUUCUUUUGUGACUCAGACCCCAUUUUUAAACUGUCUUGCUCUGAUACAUUUUUGGUGGAGGCCUUGGGCUACACAUGUACAUCUGUUGUGAUUCUAAGUUCUUUCCUUCUCACUAUGUUUUCCUAUGGAUACAUUGUGGUCACAAUAAUCAAGCUGUCUUCCCAAAAAGCUCAGAGGAAAGCUUUUUCCACAUGUGCCUCCCACCUCACUGUGGUCACCAUUUAUUAUGGCACCAUUAUCUUUGCUUAUGUUCGCCCUCCAGCCAAGUACAACUUCACUAUUGGUAAAGUGAUCUCAGUGUUCUACUGUGUGGUCACUCCAUUGGUAAACCCUCUCAUAUACACCCUGAGAAACAAAGAUGUGAAGAAAGCUUUCAGAAAAAUUCUAACAAGAAAGAGAUUGCUUUUGACCAGAAAGAUGCAAUAA